Molecule: messenger RNA, 1383 nt
Organism: Thyridium curvatum
Lineage: Eukaryota; Fungi; Ascomycota; Sordariomycetes; Thyridiales; Thyridiaceae
Exons: 1
Coding region: 1-1383 (460 amino acids)
Source: RefSeq, a predicted model, not a curated record
AUGGCUGGCAGAGUCAAAGGAAGCGAUGGCGAUGGCCAUGAUGCCGACACUCUCACCACCAAGCUCCUCGACGAGUUCCGCUCGCGCAUCGAUGAGCCCCUCAUCCUCACCAUAGCCAGCGACUAUGACUUGCAGGCCUCCUUCACCGAGGCCCGGCAGUCCCUCCUGCUCAUCGCAGAGAACGUCGUCGCCGAGGAAGCGUCCGGCUUCAACUCCAGCGGCCUGCCCUACGAGAGCCCGGCCGCGGCUCUCGACGCCCUCAACCUGGAUUCAGACACCGUCCACACAGUGACAGACAGCUCCAAGGCGCGCACCUCCGACUCGGAGCGCACAAGCCUCCUUGAUGUCGCCUCAGAGAGGUCCGACUCCCGUGACGACGUCUAUCAGACUCUGGACACCAAGACCUGGACCCAUGAGGACAAGACCGCAGAGCUGCGCCUCUGCUUCCCCAACCUCUCCGAGUUCGACGUCUCGUACUCACUCAAAAAGGCCGCUGGAGACCUGAACAAGGCUUACGAUGAACUGCUCAACAUCCAGUACCUAGAGGAUAUCGGAGAGCGCCCCAAGGGCGUGGACGCCUUCUUCAUUAGCGAUGAGGAGGUGCUGAGCAAGAAGAAGAAGAGGGCAAACAAAAAAGUCCCCAAGGCCAUUCAGAAACGCGUAGACUUGGGCUACGACCUCGCGCCGCCCAAGCUUGAGAGCAUCGAAGCUGAGCCCAACACCACCGCUGUCACCCCCGGCCGCGGAGCCAGGCUCCUCACCUCACGCGGUCCAGAUCCCAAGGGCCCCGUACCCUCGACCAAGCCGCCCAUCGACCCAGCCGGCUGGAAUGUCGUCGCGACCAAGAAACCCAAGCCACAGCCUCAUACAAACCCAUUCUCGCCUCUGUCGCCAACCUUCCCACAGCCUCCCUCCUCCCGGGCCGCCCCCUCCCACCGGGAGCAAGCCCACAGCGCCUACGAGGCCGCCGGCCUCGCCACCCGCCGCGGCCGCUCGGACCCGCUCCUGAGGCCCUACGCGGGCAUCCUCGCGGAGCGCGGGCACGAGAACGCGCGGGCGGCGCGGCGCCAGGACCGCGCGCACUGGGAGGCGCUCGUCGAGAGCCAGAGCUCGCUCGACGUCGUCGACCUGCACGGCGCGCCCGUGCAGGACGGCGUGCGCAUCGCGCUGCGCGCCGCCCAGGCCUGGUGGGACUCGUUCGGCGAGGACCGCGCCCGCCUCGCGCGCCGCCAGCACCUCACCAUCAUCACGGGCACCGGCUACCACUCCGCCGGCGGCGUGUCGCGCAUGCGCAGCGAGGUCGGCGCCGCGCUGGACCGGUACGGCUGGAAGAACGCCGUCGAGACGGGGCAGUUUAUCGUCACGGGACGCAAGAAGGGCUGA